AUGUGGCGUAUUCGACCAUUUGUGCGAAACCCCGUCUUCGGGCGGUACGGAACCUCGGUUUUGAGGUCUCCUCGUAGUAACAUAUACAUGAAGCGCUUCAAUUCUACUCAAGCUAAACCACAGAAGAAGCCCAGCGGUAUUAAAGCACUCAUGAAAGAAUAUGGAUACGCGGGAUUGGGUGUUUAUUUGGCCCUCACGGCCAUUGAUCUUCCCAUAUUCUACGUUUUGGUCCACUCUAUGGGCCAAGAAGAGAUUGAGUUCUAUGAAAAUAAAGUUAAACAAAAAUUCGGCUACGGAGUGAGCGAUGAAGAACUCAAAAAGAGACAAGAAAUCAACAAGAUUCAUGAAGAAAUGGAGUCCGACAAUAUUCCCAAGCCAAAAAAUGAAUCCUUAUGGUCGACUCUUCGCAAUCUGUUCUCGUGGACCGAGUUUGCUAUAGCCUAUGGUAUUCAUAAAUCGUUCAUUUUCGUUAGACUUCCCAUCGCAGCUGCUAUCACCCCGGGAAUUGUGAAGACUUUAAGAAAGUGGGGCUUCCGUAUUGGCACUGAUAAACUUGCCACUACAGCAAACAUUGCCAAGGAAGGCAUCAAGGACUUUACUGCCGCCAAUCCCAAGUUCGGCACCAGACCCAAUGGUAAGAAGAGAUGGUUUAGUUGGUUCUUUUGA
Molecule: messenger RNA, 666 nt
Organism: Meyerozyma guilliermondii ATCC 6260
Lineage: Eukaryota; Fungi; Ascomycota; Pichiomycetes; Serinales; Debaryomycetaceae
Gene: NAT2
Product: Nat2p
Exons: 1
Coding region: 1-666 (221 amino acids)
Cellular component (GO): mitochondrion
Source: RefSeq, a predicted model, not a curated record